This is a messenger RNA of Salvelinus namaycush (lake trout), 1744 nucleotides long. Its product is annotated as ubiquitin carboxyl-terminal hydrolase 47-like. NCBI's taxonomy places the organism in Eukaryota, Metazoa, Chordata, Actinopteri, Salmoniformes, Salmonidae. Gene Ontology annotation, biological process: protein deubiquitination. The coding region runs from base 172 to 1095 and encodes 307 amino acids. The transcript is spliced from 11 exons. Gene Ontology annotation, cellular component: cytosol; nucleus. Gene Ontology annotation, molecular function: cysteine-type deubiquitinase activity; cysteine-type endopeptidase activity. The record is from RefSeq and is a predicted model, not a curated record.
UGAAAAAAUGAAUUCCAAGGAAAAUCAUCCAAAGAAAAAAGGAUGUGACAAAGGCAUCGUGAAGAAGUUUAAAAUGAAACUUGACCUCAUAUUUUGUAAGCAAUAAACUACAAUGGCUUAGUUAAUCAAGGAGCAACCUGUUAUUUGAACAGUGUUCUGCAGGUCCUCUUCAUGACUAAGGACUUCAGAGAGGCUGUGGAAAGUCACUGUGGUCAAGAUCAGAAGACUGCUGAUUUUCACCUGAAAAACCUAUUUAAGACGUUAAAGACAAGUGAAACUCACACAAAGGACAUCUUAUCGAUACUGGGCAUUGAAAAUGUAUACAAGCAACGGGAUGCUGCUGAAUAUUUUGAGAGUAUUUUAAGCAUGGUCAAUCCUUAUGUGUCGAAGAUCUUUAAAGGACAUUUGAAACACACAACGAGAUGUUCAGAAGGUCAUGUGACCAGUGAUAAAACUGGUCCAUUCUGGACUCUGCCACUCUCAAUGGAAAAUCCAUCAGACUCUAACAAAACCUACAGUGUGAGGGAAGGUUUUAAGGAGUUUUUCAAGUCUUCAACUGUCAGUGGGAUGUAUUGUGACCAAUGCAAUGAGAAAACCGAUUCAACCAUUGCAUGUAAAAUGGAACAUCCCCCAGAGAUUCUAACUCUGCUCCUCAAGAGGUUUGAGUUUGACUACCACAGGAUGUCAUAUGUCAAAAACGACUGCUGUGUGGAUGUUCCUCACACGUUACGGACAAAGAACUGUGACUAUGAACUCUAUGCAGUUGUGGACCAUGUGGGAAGUCUAAGAGGUGGACAUUACACAGCUAAAAUCAAGCCCUAUGAUGAUCACAACUGGUAUGUGUUCGAUGACAGCUACGUCACACAGCUCAAUUCAAAACCAUUUGAACAAGUUGAGAGUUUUAGGUCCCAGAGUGCGUACCUGCUUAUGUACAGGAAAUUGGAUUCUCCAGAUCGUCAGAUGAACCAUGCAACCGACCACAAAAGUUCACUCGGUGACUCAACUCCUCCCUGUUCCUUAGAGACAGGAGCCAGCAGAACAAGAGCAGAAGAAGAGAGAAAAGCUCCUGCUCCUCAAAAGAGGCAAAGACAGUAAUUUUCUUGUUGUCAACUGCCUCCACAUAGAACAUCUCAUAAUGUCUCUAACUGGAACGAGAACAUGAAUGGUUCCUUGAGGAGAAUAUUUCUCUUCAUCCAGGCCAUCAUACAACCGUAGUUCUUUAAGAGUUGUAAUGCGGUCUUCCCCGUCCACCCCAAUUACACUAGGGAGGGACACGGUGCCUUUAAAUGGUUGGCGUUCACACCAUUGUGCUGCCUCUAGGGUGUCCAUUAGAAGAACAUCUGCUUCCUUGAAGAAAAAGGAAGAAUAAAUAUUGAGACUAGUGCCUCAUUGGGUGAUCAAGUCAAAUUACACCCCACUUUCACAAUACCACCAUGCAAACAAAAGACACUAUUACUAAAGGGGGUUUCAGUGAUAUCUAUAACUACUCAACAAGUCAUCACAACUAUUAUAUCUUGCCAUGCAUCAAGCCUUCAGCAUUACACACAGUAGACUACAUACCCAGUUCACAGCUCCCAGUUCGCCGUGCAUUUUGUUUUCAGUAUCGUCUAGAAAGAAAACAGAUUGUGGUCAUUAAGUAAUGUAAGGGAACCUCUAGGGAUGUGUGUACAAGAAUGCACCUUACUUUAGCUAAUAGCCUAUACAGUACCUGAUCCUGCAGAGCUGGAUGCUGAUGUGACAUGCU